This is a messenger RNA of Sinocyclocheilus rhinocerous, 1066 nucleotides long. Its product is annotated as glutathione S-transferase omega-1-like. NCBI's taxonomy places the organism in Eukaryota, Metazoa, Chordata, Actinopteri, Cypriniformes, Cyprinidae. Gene Ontology annotation, cellular component: cytoplasm. Gene Ontology annotation, molecular function: glutathione transferase activity; glutathione dehydrogenase (ascorbate) activity. The transcript has 7 exons. The record is from RefSeq and is a predicted model, not a curated record. Bases 108 to 830 code for a protein of 240 amino acids. Gene Ontology annotation, biological process: glutathione metabolic process.
UCCAAUAAAUAGACCAACUUCCCAUUAACCACCGAAACUGUGUGGCAAGUCAUACAAUUAGACAGGUCUAGUCUUCCACCACCGCUCCUCCACUGCUAAUUAAAAUAAUGGCAGCAUCUCAGAAAUGUCUUGGAAAAGGAAGCCCUGCUCCUGGCCCUGUGCCAAAGGACCACAUACGGCUCUACAGCAUGAGAUUCUGCCCUUUUGCCCAACGGACAAGAUUGGUGCUCAAUGCCAAGGGAAUUAAACAUGACAUCGUCAACAUCAAUUUGAAGAAUAAGCCUGAUUGGUUUCUGGAGAAGAAUCCUCUUGGUUUAGUGCCAGCGCUGGAGACCCCGAGUGGUCAUGUGAUCUACGAGUCACCAAUCACCUGCGAGUACCUGGAUGAGGUCUAUCCUGAGAAGAAACUGCUCCCAUCUGACCCGUUUGAGAGGGCCCAACAGAAAAUGCUGCUGGAGCAUUUCUCAAAGGUAACUCCCUACUUCUAUAAGAUCCCUGUUGGCAAGACAAAAGGAGAAGAUGUGUCUGCACUUGAAGCAGAACUUAAAGAGAAACUCGCCCAGUUUAAUGAGACCCUUGUCAACAAGAAGACCAAGUUGUUUGGAGGAGAUUCAAUAACAAUGAUUGACUACAUGAUGUGGCCAUGGUUUGAGAGGAUGGAGAUGAUAGAUCUGAAGCACUGCUUGGAUGACACUCCUCGGCUGAAGAAGUGGGCUGAACACAUGUUGGAGGAUCCCACUGUAAAAGCCACAAUGUUCAGCACAGACACCUACAAGGUGUUCUACAAGUCCUACAUGGAAGGAAAUCCCGAUUAUGAUUAUGGUUUAUAGAAUAAAUCAUUGUUCUCUGGUAAAACACACCUGUCUGUUUUAACAGAUAUUAAUUCAGAAGGUACAUUAAUAUCAGUCCAUCUUUUAUACUGUGAUCCUGAUUAAUAUGAAAAGAGAAUUUCAUGCCUGGUAUAUCAACCUUUUUGUCUCUUUGUGGAUAUCAAAAUUCAUAUUAUUCAUCUUAUAUAACUGCUAAGGUUAUAGUGCCUGAUUAUUAUUAUUUUUUCUUUAUCAGA